AUGCCCAUUGUUUAUUUACUCUUUCGAGUCAAUAAAAUCAGAACCUCGGAUGACGUUAAUAGCAUUAUUAGUGCAGAAAUACCAAGUCAAGAACAACACCCAGAUUUAUAUACUAAAGUAUUAAUACAUAAUAUUCAUGGACCAUGUGGUCAAUUGAAUCCAAAUUCGAUUUGUAUGAUAGAUGAAUCAUGCACGAAAAAUUUUCCUAAACGUUUUUGUUCAGAAACUGAUGCAUCUAAUGAUGGUUAUCCAAUUUAUAAACGUCGAAAUAAUUCUAAUGAAAGGCAUUUCGUUCGUAAUAAUAUUAAAAUCGGUAAAAGAUUUGUUGUUCCAUAUAAUCCGUUUUUGACUAUAAAAUAUAAUGCUCAUAUCAAUGUUGAAAUAUGUUCUACAGUCAAAGCAAUGAAAUAUAUUCAUAAAUAUAUAACUAAAGGACAAGAUUCUGCUAGAAUUGGUAUUAAAGUAGAUAGCGAAAAUAAUGUUCAAAACGUCGUAGAAUAUGACGAAAUUAAACAAUACUUAGAUUGUAGAUAUUGGGUUAGACGCUCAGAAAAAUCACAUCAUGGGGAAAAAGCAAUAGGUAGAAUUAUUGCUGUUUCACCAAAAAAUGUCGAAUUAUAUCAUUUGCGAUUAAUAUUACUCUCAGUCAAAGGUUCAGAAGCUACAUCUUUUGAAGAGUUAAAAAAAUUUAACGGACAAACCUAUUCUUCAUACAAAGAAGUAGCACGAGUUAGAGGUUUAAUUAAUGAUUCUGGGGAAUGGUAUAACUGUAUGAAUGAUGCAGUAAGCUAUAUGAUGCCUAAAGCUUUACGAUUACUUUUCGUUACCAUUAUUUGUCAUUGUAAUCCAACUAAUCCUUUACAACUGUUUGAAGAAUUCAAAAAACAUAUGAUAGAGGAUUUUAUUCAUGAAGGAAACAAUAAUGACCAAUCUAUAAUAUUAUAUAUAAAUUAUGAUGAAAAUCCAGAUAAUAUUGUUGUUGAUAAUACUAUUGAUAUUUUAUGGAAUAGUCUUAAUAGUGAUCAACUUUUAGCUGCAGAUGCUAUAAUGAAAUCCGUCCAAAAUACAAAUGUUCAAAAAUGUUUUUAUAUCGAUGGUCCAGGCAGUAGUGACAAAACAUAUUUAUAUCGCGCAUUGAUUGAAAAAUUUAAUCUAAUUCAUAAGAAAACAUUAAUUGUAGCAUGGAUAGGAAUAGCAGCGAUUUUAUUACCUCGAGGAAUGACGUGUCAUUCAGCAUUUAGUUUACCUUUAGAUUUGUCAACAGUUAAAUUUCCUCGACUUUCUCAAUCUAAAAGAGAAAUUUUAAAAUCUUUAGAUUUGCUUAUCUGGGAUGAGGCACCCAUGGCACCUGGCACGGCGCUUGAAAUCGUUGAUUUGGUUUUCCAAGAUUUGAUGGAUAACAAACUUCCUUUUGGAGGAAAAGUUUUACCCGUUGCACGAAAAGGCUCUCGGGGUACAGUUAUAGAAAGUACAAUUAAGAAGUCUAUUUUAUGGCAAUACUUUCAAACCUUUAAACUAGAGCAGAAUAUGCGAGCUGUUACUGAUCCGGACUUUAGUCAAUGGCUUUUAAACGUAGGUAAUGGUAUUAUUACUAAACCAUAUUCUGCUAAAACAAACUUUUCUAUUAAAGUGCCGAAUUCAUUUUUGUCAAACAAUAUAGUAACAGAUAUUUUUGGAACAAGUUUUACAUGUACUGAUGUACAAAAUAUUUCUCAACGUGCAAUUCUUUGCCCUAAAAACGAUUAUGUACGGUUAAUCAAUGAAAAUGUUUUGGCUCUUUUACAAAAUUCUGAAAAAAUAACUUUCAAUGCGAUUGAGUCCUUGAAAAAUAAUGAUGGCUCUGAAAAUGAUAAUUUACAAGGCCAAACCUUUGAAAAAGUAGAAAUUUACCUCGAAGAUCCCUGUUUCUCUCACGGCCAACUUUAUACUGGUUGUUCGAGAGCUAUGAAUUCUAGCUCUUUAAGAAUCCAAAUUAAAAAUAAUACCCUGCAAGGAGAAACGAUCGAUGGUGUUGUAACCGACAAUAUUGUCUAUGAAGGAAUUUUUUAUGACUGUGUUUUAUAG
Condylostylus longicornis is the source of this 2064-nucleotide messenger RNA. RefSeq lists its product as uncharacterized. The record is from RefSeq and is a predicted model, not a curated record. NCBI's taxonomy places the organism in Eukaryota, Metazoa, Arthropoda, Insecta, Diptera, Dolichopodidae. Gene Ontology annotation, molecular function: DNA helicase activity. The transcript has 4 exons. Gene Ontology annotation, biological process: DNA repair; telomere maintenance. The coding region runs from base 1 to 2064 and encodes 687 amino acids.